CUUAGGGUAAGGCCGUGACGCAGUGGAAAAACUGUCAACCGUUGGGCGUAUCGUUACUUCCGGCUGAGCUGAGGAUGAAGCAAAGUUUGACAGACUCUCCCCCCUCGCAGAAGCACAAAACCAUGGCUUAAUCGCAGCGAGAUUGGAUCCGAUCCGAUCCCCACAAUGUCAGCAAUCGCAGCCCAAAACCUCCUCGCCAAUCCCUACUCUCGCCUUUCCUCCUUCUCCCCAAACACUCAUUUCCCCUCUCGCACUUUCUUCCCCUCUUUAUCCUCCACGCGCUUCUCAAAUCUUCCGCAAUUUCGCACUCCGAGUUCCAAUUCAUCAAACCCCGUUAAUUUCGAUUCUGUCGCUGCCCGACACUGGGCUGUCGGAGCCUUCCCACCGGACGGAAGCUUUCGGAGGGCCGGCGGCGCUGCGAAUCUCAACUUGGAUGCUUUUCUCUCCGUUGUGGAAUUUUUGUGCCUGGCGCCGUCGGCCGCGAUUUCGAUUGGUUUCGCGGUGAAUUCGAGCUUCCAGAGGCCGGUUUUUACGUGGUUGGGGAAUAGGUUUUUGGUGUGGCAGUGGCAGUUUGUUCUGUUGGCGGCUGCGGUGGCCGUUGGCGCUUCGAUUCGGAGGCGGCAGUGGAGCAGAAUAUGCGCGAACGCGAGGAAGACUGAGGAUCCGGUUGCCGUUCUGGUUGGGAGGAUUGAGAAACUGGAAGACGAUCUUCGGAGCUCGGCCACUAUUAUUAGGGUUAUGUUGAGGCAGAUUGAGAAGUUGGGAAUUCGGUUUAGGGUUACAAGGAAGGCUUUGAAAGAGCCUAUUUCUGAGGCUGCAGCUUUGGCUCAAAAGAAUUCAGAGGCAACUCGAGCUUUAGUACUGCAAGAAGAAAUAUUGGAGAAGGAGCUUUCUGAAAUUCAAAAGGUUCUGCUUGCAAUGCAGGAUCAGCAACAAAAGCAGGUUGACCUGAUUCUGGCAAUCGGAAAAAUUGGGAAGGUGUGGGACAGAAAGCGGGGGCCUAGUCAACGGCAGGAAGCCAUUGAAACGUGUAACUCAGCUGAAGCAGGGCAAAAACAGCUGGAAAUCUCCCAAAUCCAAUCUUUGACUACCCAGAAGGAAGCUAAAACAGAAAGUCCCUAGGAUUUUGUAGCAGUAAAUCCAAAUGAGACACACUGUCUCCUUAGCCGCUGAAAGCUGAGAAGGUAAAUCUAGUUUUUGAGGGAAAUGGCUUUUCUGUUUGGCAUCAUGGUCUUGUUGUAGGAAUCAUAUACUCGAGUUCCUAAGUUCCACUUUGGAGGGAUGCAAGACAUCAUAAGGAAGAGAAAGAAAAGAAGAGAAAAAUGAACUAUACCCUUUCGUAACCCAUUCUUCUUUGAAAUAUUUAUUCUCUUUGUACUGGACCAUAAGAUUGUAGGAAAUGAUUAAUCCUAUGCCAUGAGUGUCUCAAACUUGGGACUAAAUAGCAUAAAUGAUCACUAAACUUUACAUUAAGGUACAAAAAAAUCCUUGAAUUUCAAUUUAAUAUACAAUUUCAUAACUACCGUCAGUUGUCGUUAAAAGAGAUUAACGGAAUGUUGACGUGGCUAAUAACGUGAACGAUUAAAUAGCAUAAAUAAUUACUGAAUUUUGCACAAAAAAUAUCAAAAUGUCACUAAACUUUGCACUAAAGUAUAAAAAUGUCACUGAAUUUUACAUUAAAGUACAAAA
Molecule: messenger RNA, 1689 nt
Organism: Diospyros lotus (date-plum)
Lineage: Eukaryota; Viridiplantae; Streptophyta; Magnoliopsida; Ericales; Ebenaceae
Exons: 3
Coding region: 166-1122 (318 amino acids)
Cellular component (GO): chloroplast envelope
Source: RefSeq, a predicted model, not a curated record